AUGGUUAGAUACGGUUAUCAUUCAACUAAUCCAAGUAAAUCUGCAUCAGCUAGAGGUUCAUACUUGAGAACUUCCUUCAAAAACACCAGAGAAACUGCUCAAGCCAUCAAUGGUUGGGAUUAUGAAAAAGCUUUAAAAUACUUAGAUCAAGUCUUAGAUCACAAAAGAGCUAUCCCAAUGAGAAGAUUUGCUGGUUCAAUCGGUAGAACUGCUCAAGGUAAAGAAUUUGGUGUCACCAAAGCUAGAUGGCCUGUUAAAUCUAUUGGUUUCGUCAAAGAUUUAUUAAUCAAUGCUAAAGCCAAUGCUGAAUCAAAAGGUUUAGAUACUACCAACUUAAAAAUUACUCAUAUUCAAGUUAACAGAGCUCCAAAACAAAGAAGAAGAACUUACAGAGCUCACGGUAGAGCUAAUGCUUACCAAUCAUCUCCUUGUCAUAUUGAAUUAAUUGUAUCAGAAGCUAAUGAAGAAAUUGAAAAAGCUACUGAAGAUAAAAAAGUUAGAUUAAACUCAAGACAAAGAGGUAGAUUAGCUGCUCAAAAAAGAUUAACUAAUUAA
Yamadazyma jaroonii is the source of this 555-nucleotide messenger RNA. Lineage: Eukaryota; Fungi; Ascomycota; Pichiomycetes; Serinales; Debaryomycetaceae. The record is from the annotation of a GenBank genome assembly.